ACAGCAGAUACCAUGGGCUUUGCUGGUGCCUGGAGGACUUGUGGUUCCCAAGAUUGACGUCGCAUAUGACUCGUCAAGACAAGGGAAAGAGGAAGUUAAAACUGAAGAUUCAGAUCUUUCUAAAAACCCUCUCUUUCUUAGGAGACUUACCAGUCUCUUGUCUUAAUUUUUUCCAGCUGGUGCCAUGGGGCUUCCUGUCUUGUUCAGUUGUGUCCUGAUGGUGCUUUUUGCAGGUCCUUCUUUGUCUGCACAAAUUGUGACAGGAAUAGUGGGCCAAUCUGUCACUUUGCCCUGCGAUUAUUCAGUACAAGAUGAGGGAGGUGUCACAUCCAUGUGCUGGGGUCGGGGACCGUGUCCUCUGAAUAAAUGCUCAAAUGAAAUCAUCUGGACAGAUGGACAAAAAGUGACCUUUCAGUACUCUAGCAGAUACCACCUAAAGGAGAACCUUACUCAGGGGAUUGUGUCUCUGACAAUAUAUAAUCUGACAGAAGAAGAUGCUGGGAAGUAUUGCUGCCGUGUGGAACUUUCUGGUUGGUUUAAUGACAAGAAAGUCACAAUAAGAUUGAAGGUUGAACAAGCCAGUACUGUUACUGCUCUAACAACCCCUGCUUCCACUCGCCCAAUGCUGACAACCCUAACAUCCUCUGCUUCCACUCGCCCAAUGCUGACAACCCUAACAUCCUCUGCUUCCACUCAUCCAGUGUUGACAACCACCAAGGACCAAAAGUCAGUUUUUUCUACUCCUGUUAUGGACAUAGUGACAACUAGAUCCCCAGCAACAUCAGAUGGAAAAAACUGGACACAGCCAGGUAUCCCAAUUGGAGAGAAUGAUACAGGGAUAGCAACUUCUGAAGGCUACCAGUCUACAAACAAAACGGUUAUCCUUCAAGACCAACUGACGAGCUCUAAUAAGGGAAUAUAUAUUGGAGUUGGAGUCCUUGCUGGGGUGCUUCUUGUUAUGAUUUUACUUGUCUUUGUUUUGAAACGAUAUUUCAAUAACAAAAAGAAGGCACAAAGUCUAAGUCUGACUUUCCUGGCUCAUGGUAUACAAGAAGAUACAAGGACUACCAAUGAAGGAGGUGGCAUCCAUGUAGAGGAUAAUGUUUAUGCAAUUGAAGAGAAUGUCUACACAGUCGAGCCAGAAAAUGCCUAUAUUAUUGAAGAGGAAAAUCCUUAUGUCAUAGAAACAUAUCAUGAUAAACAGCAACCUCCCAAAGUUUGGCCUUAACAUACUCAACUGACAGUUCUAAUCUUUUUCCGUGUUUACUUUUUUCUUUUUUUCUUUCCUUCUUGCUUUCUUUCUUAAAAUAAUUCAGUAUUAGUUCCAAGGAAGAAGAGCAGUAAGAGUUAGGCAAUGGGGACCAAGUGACUUUCCCAGGGUCUGAAGCCAGAUUUCAAACCGAAACCUACCAUCUUUAGGCCUGGCUCUCGAGCCACUGAGAUUCCUAGCUGCCUUUAUGUUAACCUAUUUUCAAGGACUUAUCUCCAGGUGUUAUCUACCCGACAAGGAGUUGUAUCAGCAGCAAACACAACAAUAAAUGGUGACUCUAGAGAUAAUACAAUCAACUUGACAUCAAACAAUGUCAUUUCCAUCAGGUUACAAAUUAUGCUAAAAAAGUGGCAGUUAAACCUGGCAGUGAUUCUUUUCAGCUAUGCCAAUUUAUAUCAAGCUUCAACACAGAGAGGUUUGGGUUUCUGGAGAGCUGCACAAUCACUGAAGCUUUCAAACAAUCAAUCAAACAAAUAAACAAAAGGAUAGUUUUGCUUUUGUUAAUUCCAAUUGCUACAUUUCUCUUUAAGUUCCCAUGUAGGCAGCUGGUUUUAUUUUCUCCAUAAAUUCAUUUUCUUUAGCACAGGUAGACCCAGUUUCCCUUCUUGGAUUUUUCAAAUGUGGCUUGUGGCCAACUUAAUUCCUGGGAGCUCAAAGUGCUCAUUUCCAUAGUUACAGGAAACUAGAGUGCCUUUCAUAGCUCAUGCUACAGGGUGUGCAAAGAAGUUCUAUUAAUAGGUGGUGGAUAUUGUUUAGAAAUGAGAACAUGAAUCCAAGUUUUUUGCAACUGUCUCAGCCUUCUGCAGCCACAAAUUGACAUAAGACACAUAAAUUUGAACCAAGGAAGGGAAAGAAAUACCUUGCAAAACUGCAGUGUGUGCAAAAGGAAAGGUCUUUUAGAAAGAAAUAAAGACUGUCACUAUUUGAAGCUAUCACUAUUUUAGUCUGCCAAUCUCUUUCUGUCUUUCCCUAACAAUUUUGGGUUUAAAAUAUAAUGAUUAAUGGGAAAAGGUCAGAGAUUUUUUUUUGUUGUGGUUUUUUUUUGUAUGACUGAUAUUGCAGUCAUUCUACUUUCCCUUCUCAAACGUUCAAUUAGAUUUUUUUUUUUUAAUUUAUCAGGAGGAAAUUUGUACCGUAGGAAAAACUGAUCCAGGGAAUCACAAAGAUAUUAUUAUAGUUGUUGUGAUCAGUUGCUUCUUUGUUUUUUUCUUUGUUUCCUUCACAUUUUGUCUUAGUAUCAGUUUAUCAGUUCUAAGACAAAGGAGCAGCUAGGGCUAGGCAAUGGGGUUGUGUUCCCCAAAAUAUGAUGAAUUGUUUUGGAUAAGAGCCAUUUUUUUUUUCCUUUCAAGUAUUCAGAACAUUUUGAAGGCUCACCUGCUAGGUGUCUGUGUUGAUAACAUGAUGUAGAAUGACCCCCUAUUCUGAAUAGUAUUUUGCAAUGCUGAGUUGUCCUAAUUUUACACUGGGAAUUUGUAGCAACUUUUAGAAGAGAUUUCAGUGGUCACUACAACUCCACUACUUAAAGGGGCCACCUUUAGGAUUCUAAGGAUGUGGCUUCAGAUACUUCCUAGCCGUGUGACCCUGGGCUUAACUCCCAUUGCUUAACCCUUACCCCUCUUCUGCCUUCAAACCAAUACACAGUAUUGAUUCUAAAGGUUUAAAAAAUGAAAAUUUUUUAAUGGUGGUCAGGAUGGACACCAAAUCCAAAUGGCACUAAUAGAAGGAUCACAGGAUGAGGAAAUCAGAACCUAUAAGCAUUAUUAAUUAGGUAUAUAAUAAUAUAUGUUAGCCUAUACUUAUGUUUUCUUAGUUCUCAAAUGGGUAAAGGUACCCUGAUUGCCUCACUGUCAUUCAAGUAAUCAGUGGGGAUAACAGAUGUGAAAAUCCUUUGAAAACUAAGCACUCUGCAAAAGCAAGGUAUUAUCACCUUAUUAUUUAUGGUCAUAAAUCUCUAUGGAGCCUAUUAUAAUAGUAGGUCCACAUUACAUGCCUAAUAAGUUGGAUGAUAAUCAUGAUGAUGAUGGUGAUGAUGACAAAGUUCAUGACAAUGUUCUCUUAAAACUAAACUGCUGUUCUAGUUUUUAUAUACCUCUUUAACAAUGCUUCUUUAGAAAUUACUUUUUUUUUAGUGGGACACUAAUGCAUUGUUGGUGGAAUUGUGAACUGAUCCAGCCAUUGUGCAGGGCAAUUUGGAACUAUGCCCCAAGGGCUGUAAUACCACUACUAGUUCUGUAUUCCAAAAAGAUUAAAAAAAAAAAGGAGUGGGGAGGGGACGAGAAAGGACCUACCUGUACAAAAUAUUUUUAGCUCUUUUGGUGGUGGCAAAGGAUUGAAAAUUGAAGAGAUGUCCAAUUGGGGAAUGGUGAAUAAACUGGUAUAUGAUAAUGAUGGAAUACUAUUCUGUUAUAAGAAAUGAUAAGCAGGAUCAUUUCAGAAAAAGCUGAAAAGACCUACACAAACUGAUACAGAGUGAAAUAAGCAGAACCAGAACAUUGUACACAAUAAGAGCAAUAUUGAAUGAUGAUCAGCUGUGAAAGACUUAAUUACUAUGAGUAAUAAAAUGUUCCAGGACAAUUCUAAAGGAUAUGAUAGAGAAUGCUGUUUACUUCCGGCAAAAUAACUGAUGGAGUUGGAAUGCAGAUCAAAGCAUAUUAUUUUUUACGUUAGUUUAUUUGUGUUUUUAUUUUGGGAUUUUGGUUUUUAUAUUAGUAUUCUCUUACAACAAUGUCCAAUGUGGAAGUAAGUUUUAUAUGAUAAUGCAAGUAUAAUCCAGAUCAAAUUGUUUACCACUUCUGGGAUUGGGGCUGGGGAUAGGGAAGAGAAGAAGGGAGAAAAUGUGUAUGUUAUAAUUUCAGAAAGCAUAUGAUGAAAAUUGUUAUUACAUGCAAUUUGGAAAAUAAAAUAUUGAACAAUUUAAAUUUAAUAAAAAUGAAAAGAAGUUACUUUUAUUUCAUGGCCCUGGGGGGAAAACAUCUUUUGAACAAAUGUAGUCAAAAAUGUGUUUCAUUAUUUGAUGGUCUUUUUUGACCAUCAUUGAAAUAUUUGUAAAGAAGAAAAUUGUAGACUGUGACAUUUAGAUUCAUGAUUUUUUACAAGUUUAUUUAGCUGGUUUGAGACAGGAUAUUAUUAUUUGGAGUUAUCAGUGUCUGUCUUUAAAUUUAAGUGUCUCUUCAAAGAUGUGCUUCACUUAUAUUUCACUGAAAGGUAUAUAUGUGACUGAGCAAUUUUUCAAAAUUAUAUGCCGUAAUAUAUUCUGCAAAGGGGUAUUUGAGUCCCAUUAUGGUAAUAAAAACAAAAAUAAAGGGUUUUCUUUUGGAA
Monodelphis domestica (gray short-tailed opossum) is the source of this 4588-nucleotide messenger RNA. RefSeq names its product hepatitis A virus cellular receptor 1 homolog. Lineage: Eukaryota; Metazoa; Chordata; Mammalia; Didelphimorphia; Didelphidae. Gene Ontology annotation, cellular component: mediator complex. Gene Ontology annotation, biological process: regulation of transcription by RNA polymerase II. The record is from RefSeq and is a predicted model, not a curated record.